AUGCAAUUGUUGACGCGUCCUCCCAAAAAAACUUCGAUCCCGAUGGAAAACGUCUGCUCCAAGCUGUUCGCCAUCGUGCGCUGCGUCUGCGUGCUGACCGUCUUGAUCCUGCCCCUGGAGUACAUCAUCUACAACGACUUCUGGGGGCUCACCGAGAGCCCUUUCGCCUGGUGGGCUGCCCUCCGCUUCAUCCAGUGGCAAAUUUUGCUAAACGUGCUCGCCAUCUGUUGGGCCAGAUGCGUUGAGCCGGGCGGCGUCACGUCGGCGCGGCUGGUGUUGGAGAAGCCGUUGCUGCUUUUGUUUGAAAAGCGUUGCGAGCUGAUUCUGGCCAUCUACGUCUACAUCGGGACCGCCAUCGGGAUCUCGUUCGUGCUCGGACAACAUCAAAAGCAAGAAAAAGCGCUCCACCACGACGAUGAGAACUACACGUCGACGGGUGUUGCUCAGCUGUUCUCAGAUGUGGUGGUCGGCUACUUCUACCUGUUCACCUCGAUCUUCAUCACCCGCCGAGCGCCCUCCUGGGCCGACCUCUUCCACUAUACGAGCACAAUCUGGCUGUUCAUCAACAUCAUCGGCAGUUUCUUGGAUGUGCUUGGCCAGUUUGUCCGCCUGGCCUGCGUCGACGAGGAUGACGAGCUGUUCAACCAUGUCGCCCCGCAGGAUCGGACAUUCAAGUCUCGCCUAAUCGCCCUGAUGGGAUCUGGGAGCUGGCUGAGGCAGUUGAGCAACUUCAUCGUCCCGUUUUUCGACUACCAGAAGCGCUCAACAACCGACGGCUCGUUCGAAGUC
Mesorhabditis spiculigera is the source of this 789-nucleotide messenger RNA. NCBI's taxonomy places the organism in Eukaryota, Metazoa, Nematoda, Chromadorea, Rhabditida, Rhabditidae. The record is from the annotation of a GenBank genome assembly.